GCCUCGGUGCGGGUUUGGUCUCGUUUGUCCCACUUCGCCUUCCGUACCAAGAAAGGGGCGGAGAGUGAGAGGGGGGUCACGAAGGCGUUGCAUGCUGGGAAAACACGUGUAGCCGUUGACCAGAGAGGUGACCCGUGGGAGUUUUGCCACCAUGUCGUCCAAAAAGAACCAGGACGGAGAUGAGCGCUUCCACCGGGUGCAGAAGGACCCCCGAUUCUGGGAGAUGCCCGAGAGGGAACGCAAAAUCAAGAUCGACAAGCGCUUCCAGUCCAUGUUCCACGACAAGCGCUUCAAGGUGAAGUACACGUCGGACAAACGAGGCCGACCCAUCAACCAGACCUCCACGGAGGACCUGAUGCGCUUCUACAACGUCUCUGACUCGGGGGAGGAGGAGGAGGAGGAGGAGGGGGAGGGCGGCGUGAAGAGCGAGAAGGUGGUGGAGGGCAAGAAAAAGCAAAAAGGGAAGGAGAAGCUGGUGAAGAAAGGACGAGCGGUGGAGAGGAGCGACGGUGCAGGGCCGCCCGGACGCGGGGUCGUGGUUACUGAAGAAGAAGAGGAAGAUGAUGAUGAUGAUGACGGGAAGCAAACUGGAGCAGCACAUCCUGCAGAGGAUGAUGAUGAUGUUCGAGUAGACAGUGGCACAGACGACAGUGGAGAUGAUGAAGACUCGGGCGAUGACGACGAUGAUGAUGAUGAUGAGGAGGAGGUCGGCGUGGCGAGCGGCUCAGAUUCGGAGGAGGAGUCCGGUCUGGACUCGGAGGAGGAGAGUGACAGCGAGCCGGAUCUGGCCCGAGGAAAAGGAAACGUGGAGACCAGCUCAGACGAGGACGACGAGGACGAAGUCAAGGCCAUCCUGAAGAAAGAGGAGGAGGAGAUCGAGCACGACUGGGGCGAGCUGGCCAAAGACGCUCCGCGGAGCGACGAGGUUUCUGCCCGACUCGCCGUCUGCAACGUGGAGUGGGACCGGAUCAAAGCCAAAGACCUGCUGGCUCUGGUCAACUCCUUCGUGCCCAAAGGAGGAGCCGUGCUCUCCGUGAAGGUCUACCCGUCGGAGUUUGGGAAGGAGAGGCUGAAGGCGGAGGAGACUCAGGGGCCGAUGGAGCUGAGACCUCUGCCCGAGGACUCGGAGGACGACAACGAGGAGGAGAGAGGUCACCGGGAGAAGAUGCGUAACUACCAGUUCAAGCGCCUCAAGUACUUCUACGCCGUGGUGGAGUGCGACUCCACCGCCACCGCCGCCAAGAUCUACGAGGAGUGUGACGGCUACGAGUACGAGAGCAGCUGCUCCGUGCUGGACCUCCGGUUCAUUCCCGAGGGCGAGACGUUUGACGAGGAGCCCAGAGACGUGGCGACGGACGUGAACCUGUCGGCCUACACGCCCAAACUGUUCACCUCCGCCGCCAACGCCACGUCGAAGGUGCAGCUGACGUGGGACGAGACGGACAACGACCGGGUGACCGCCCUCAACAGGAAGUUCAACAAGGACGAGCUGCUGGCGAUGGACUUCAACGCCUACCUGGCCUCCUCCAGCGAGGAGGAGGAGGAGGAGGAAGGAGGCGGGUUCGAGUUUGGAGAUCCGCAGAGCGAAGACGGCGCCCCAUCAGCCGAGACGGAGGAACCCAUUCAAACGUCCGGAGGAGCAGAGAAGAAGAAGAAGAAGAAGAGUAGAAGCGAGGAGCAGAUCUCCAAGUACAGAGAGCUGCUGAAAGGCAUCCAGGCAAAGGAGAAGAAGCUGCAGGAGGACAAAGACAUGGGCAUGGAGGUCACCUGGGUGCCAGGCCUGAAGGAGACGACGGAGCAGCUGGUGAAGAAGAAGCUGGAGGGGAAGGACCAGAUGACGCCCUGGGAGGGCUUCCUGCAGAAGAAGAAAGACAAGAAGAAGCAGAAGAAAUCUGACAGAAAAGAGGGAGAGGACGAGGAAGAGCUGAGUGAUGAAGACCUUCCUUCAGACGUGGAUCUCAGUGACCCCUUCUUCGCAGAGGAGCUCGCCGCUGCAGACAUGAGGAAGACAAAGGAGGGGAAGAAGAAGAAGAAGAAGAAUCAGGAGGAAGAGGAGCGGACAGCUGAGGACGAAGAGGAGCGGGAGAAACAAGAGGCUGAGAUGGCUCUGCUGAUGGAGGACGAAGGAGACGAAGCCAAACACAAACACUUCAACUACGACAAGAUCGUGGAGCAGCAGAACCUGAGCAAGAGCAAGAGGAAGAAGCUGCUGAAGAAGAGCAAGGAGCCGCUGGAGGGCGACGACUUCCAGGUGGACGUCAAAGACCCUCGCUUCCAGGCCAUGUUCACCUCCCACCUGUUCAACCUGGACCCCUCCCACCCCAGCUACAAGAAGACCAAGGCCACGGAGAGCAUCCAGGCCGAGAAGCACCGCCGGCGAGGGGAGAAGGAGGAAGAGGAGGAGGAGAGGAGGAAGAAGAAGGCCGAGGCCCCCGGGAAGCGGGACGCCGAGGACCCCCCGAAGACGUCGCUGGACCCCGGCCUGUCUCUGCUCGUCAAGUCCAUCAAGAGCAAGACGGAGCAGUUCCAGGCCCGGAAGAAGCCGAGGCUCGUGUAG
Molecule: messenger RNA, 2557 nt
Organism: Pungitius pungitius (ninespine stickleback)
Lineage: Eukaryota; Metazoa; Chordata; Actinopteri; Perciformes; Gasterosteidae
Gene: esf1
Product: ESF1, nucleolar pre-rRNA processing protein, homolog (S. cerevisiae)
Exons: 13
Coding region: 152-2557 (801 amino acids)
Biological process (GO): rRNA processing
Cellular component (GO): nucleus
Molecular function (GO): RNA binding
Source: RefSeq, a predicted model, not a curated record